GUCUAGAGUUAUAUACAUGAACUUAACCUAGUUCAAGUUAAGUUUUUACUGUUUCUAACCUUAAAACUAUAAAAAGAUGCAUUGUUGAAUGCUCUGUUAUUUAACAUAUAAAUUAAAGGAAUUAUUAAUUACUGAUUUUAAGUGGAAUAAUAGAUAAAUUGAUUACGUGAUGGGAAAUAAGACCAAACUUUGUCAGCACAAAGAUAUUUUUGAACGUAUGAAUUAUUUAUAUCAGGCUAGUUAUCUAAUGGCAUUAGUAGACAAAUGUACAGCAUCAUACCUUGGUAAUAACAUGGUGGGUUGUGCCAAAAAAGCAGUAUUACGCAUGGAACCAAAUUUAAAGAGAAGCAUAUGUAAAUGUUGUCAAACUCCACUUAUACCUGGGGAGACAGCUAGAGUCAGAUUAAUAUCAAAACCUAUAAAAAAGGUCAAAUGGAAAUGUCUAACUUGUAUGAAUACUAAACGAUUUCCUGUGUGUAAUGGAUAUAAAUUGUGGCCUAAUCAACCGGAAGCAAUAAUUGAGACAUUAGAUUAUACACCAAAAUCAAUGAAUGAAAAUAUUAAGAAAUCUGAUGUCCCAGAGAAAAUAGAGGAGAAAGAAGUAAUUGUUAAAAAUGUAGAAAUUGAGAAUCUCUCUGAAGCAACAAAUCCAUCGUUAACUUAACAUCUCUGAUGUACGAAUAUUUUUUAUUAAUGACUUACAUAAAAUAUGUUACAAUAUUACAAUAAAUUUGUAAUUAAUAAACAGAUAUUUUUGCUAACUGGAA
Molecule: messenger RNA, 767 nt
Organism: Nylanderia fulva
Lineage: Eukaryota; Metazoa; Arthropoda; Insecta; Hymenoptera; Formicidae
Gene: Rpp21
Product: ribonuclease P protein subunit Rpp21
Biological process (GO): tRNA processing
Cellular component (GO): nucleolar ribonuclease P complex
Source: RefSeq, a predicted model, not a curated record